Contarinia nasturtii (swede midge) is the source of this 935-nucleotide messenger RNA. RefSeq names its product peflin (gene Pef). Gene Ontology annotation, biological process: COPII vesicle coat assembly. Gene Ontology annotation, molecular function: calcium ion binding. The record is from RefSeq and is a predicted model, not a curated record. The transcript is spliced from 5 exons. Lineage: Eukaryota; Metazoa; Arthropoda; Insecta; Diptera; Cecidomyiidae. The coding region runs from base 195 to 902 and encodes 235 amino acids.
GUUGUGACAUCAUCAAUUUAUGUUUGUUCGACGCUUGCUUAACUGCUUACCAAGUCGAAUACAUUCGAACAUUCCAGUAUUAGUUUCAAACUGGAUCAUUCAGUAUCGUAUUUAAUAUUUUAGAAAUCAUUUUUGUCUUCUUUUCUAUUUUUAUAAUUUAAUUUCCUGCAACAAAUCCAAAAAAAACAUCAAGCAUGUCAUAUCCGGGCGGCUAUCCAACACAGGGCGGCGGUUAUCCAACACAAGGUGGCGGUUAUCCACAGCAUCCACAGCAAGGUGGUGGGUAUCCUCAACAAGGUGGCUACCCAGCACAACAAGGUGGUUAUCCUGGCUAUAAUCCAAAUCAACCCGGCCAGUAUGGUGGCUACGCUCCACCGCAAACACCAGGCACUCCAGGAGUAUCGCCAGAUGUUGAGCGCAUGUUUAAUGCCGUUGAUACUGAUCGGUCUGGUAAAAUAACCGCAAAGGAAUUACAAAAAGCCUUACAAAAUGGCAAAGGUCAAAAUUUUUCGGAUAGAUGUUGCCACCUUUUGGUUUCAAUGUUUGACACAUCAAAUGGUGGUGCGGUUGACAUUCAUCAAUUUAGUAAGAUGUUUGAAUACAUAAAUCAAUGGUUAAACAUUUUCAAGACAUACGAUCGCAAUGGCUCUGGAUUAAUUGAUGACCAAGAAUUAAAUCAAGCAUUUUCACAAAUGGGAUUCAAUUUUUCGCCCAAUUUUACGAAGCAGCUGACCAGUCGAAGCAACGAUCACAAAGAAGUAUCGGUAGAUGAAUUCAUUGUAUUAUGCAUUUCCAUUCAACGUUUAACUGAAGCGUUCCGCGUUCGGGACACUCAACAAAAUGGAGUCAUUAAUAUCGGAUUCGAAGAUUUUCUUAACGUCGUUCUAACUAGCACAAAUUAAAUAUACCAUACUUACUGAUUUGCCCAAAAAAAA